AUCUUUUAUAGUUGCAUUUUGGGAUGAUUGUAAAUCGUAUUCACACAUGACACAAAUGUAUGGUUUUAGCACAACUGAACACAGUGAGGAAACAAUUUAUUGCAGCUAAAGUGCACAGGGUGAAAUGGGACACAGGUGGCAGAAAUGACACGAUUAACAGACAGAUCGGAAAACACUUAUAGUGACGCCUAGCAUCUAAAAAACACAAAAUUCUGACAAUAUUGCAGGAAUACAUUUACAUAAACCUUUCAGCUUGAUAUACAGCUAAUGUUAGUGCUUCUCUUAUGUAAAGAAGAUCAUUAAAGAAGAUCAGGGUGAUGUGGAGUUUAUCUGCUGUACAGUUUAAUUCAAGUUAAAGUUGUCAUUCUUGCUUUGUUUUUGUUUUGUUUUGUUUUUUGGAUUGUAUAAGAACAGGAAAAACCUCAUCAAGUUACCUAUGAAACCCAAAAGUCACCUAUCCUCAAGAGUUUCCUAUGAGGGACAAAACUACCCAACCAUUACAAAGUGCUGGCUCUGCAGAUUCUGUGUAUAAAGGGACUGGAUGUCUCGAAUAGCAGUAUUGAGGAGGAAUGUGGCGGGACGGUGAGGGUGAAAGGAGCCAUGCCGACACUGUGGAAGCGUAUCGUGUUCUCGUUGGGCUCCAUACUGAGCAUCGGCUCGGUGGUGCUGCUGGUUGUUGCGCUCUCCACCGAGCGCUGGAUUACUGCCACCAUCCUGUGUCAAACUGGGGUUGAUUUGGUGAAUGCAUCGAAUCCAGAGCUUGAGCAGUUCACUGGAGAUAUUUACUACGGACUCUUUCAAGGUGGCAAAACGAGGAGAUGCGGUCUGGGAAGUCGUCGUUUUAAAAUUUACAUUUUCCCAAAACUAAUUAGGAAAGUCAACAGUGGUCUUCAUAUGAUCAUAAUCUUCUUCCUCUUCUUUGCUAUUGGCUUUGCAUUGGUCAGUCUGGCAUUCUACAUUUACAACGCCAGAAAAGUGCCUUACCAGUCCAUCAAAGGACCUUUAGGUCUCUAUCUCUGGAACCUCAUAGCAGCUCUGUUCUGCUCUCUUGGCUUUGCCUGUUUCAUCGCAGCAGUUCGGUGUCAUCGGUUAACGGAGCGCGUGGCGAACUUUCAGGAGAAUCUGUUCCACCUAGUGGUUUUAGAAGAAAAACUGGGAUUCUCGUUUUGGCUCUGUGUGGCCAGCUCUGUCUCACAUGGAGCCAAUGUUUUGGUGGUUGCUUCAAGCAGAAUUCAUCUGCCCAAAAUACAGACCAAAAAACCAGAGGAGCCAACUGCCACAGGAGACGAUUUACUGUACUGAAACAAAAAUCUCCAGGACUCCAGGGAAAAAAGAGAGCAAUACUGGAGUACUGAAGUCUGCAAACUAGGUGUCCUUUAUAUAUUAUAAAUUGUAAACAAAAAGUGUUUCAUUGUCGAUAUCGAAAUACAUGUCUAAUACACACACAUCUGAGCCACUACAUCUUGACUGGAAUCAUCAUAACUGAGUACAGGUAAGCAUUUAACAUAGCACAGCUUCUAUUUCUUUUAUAAAAUUGGCGUGUUGGCCAGCAAUCCACAUCAUAUGCCACAGUGAUAUAUUCCAGUGUCAGGGUUAUCAAUCAAAGCAUAUCUAUAACUGUGAAAAGAAUUUUGUUUGUGGGAACAAAUCUCAGACAAUAUGCAGAGGAGUGCCAGUGAUCUCAUGACACACUUUUGCCUUUGCACUCAACCUGCAUUAGCCCCAUAUUUAUCCUCUUCAGAGAAAUCCUCUCAGUCUGGUGACUUUAUAAGUGACUAGAGGGCCAUUAAACUGUCAAAAUGACACAUUCAGGCCCUUAGCCUGGAAUUAUUAAUGAUGGCCCAGAUUCCUAUUAGUGUCCUCAUGGGAACAAUUUAAUACAAUUUUAAAUUGUAAUUAAAUAUAUAAUAAAAAUGGCUCUUGU
Messenger RNA from Silurus meridionalis, 1924 nucleotides. It is a transcript of the gene clrn2, whose product is annotated as clarin 2. The transcript is spliced from 4 exons. The record is from RefSeq and is a predicted model, not a curated record. The coding region runs from base 601 to 1302 and encodes 233 amino acids. Lineage: Eukaryota; Metazoa; Chordata; Actinopteri; Siluriformes; Siluridae.